Messenger RNA from Kuraishia capsulata CBS 1993, 1680 nucleotides. RefSeq lists its product as uncharacterized. Bases 1 to 1680 code for a protein of 559 amino acids. The transcript has a single exon. Lineage: Eukaryota; Fungi; Ascomycota; Pichiomycetes; Pichiales; Pichiaceae. The record is from RefSeq and is a predicted model, not a curated record. Gene Ontology annotation, cellular component: cytosol.
AUGGAGCGUGAAGAGUGUCUUUCGAUUCUUGCUGAUGUGCUCCAGCAGUUCAGCCCCAGCGGGAGUGCUGAUCAGGCGGAAGACUGUUUAUCCAGAUUGGGAUAUGUGGUGACAUUGACAGCCAAUGUUGAAUCGACGAGGGACUUUCUAGGACUGUCGGUGUCCAUUUGGUCGAAACUUUCAGAGGCCAUAGGAGCUUUUGUUGAUAAUUUGGCACCAGAUCUCAAGGAAGAUGCACUUUCGAUAUUACGAGUUCGUAUAGUUCGUGGUGUGGUGUUGACCGCCCGAAACCUGGUUGUGGGAGUGAAGAACGCAUUGAAAUCCGAGGACAAGCACAAAACGACCAAUGGCUUCAACUUGAACACUCGUGAGCUUUACAGCUUGAUUAUUCAAAACCAGAAACAUGUGAACGCGCUGGCGAUGUUCAGUCUGGACAACCUGGAACAUGCCAAAUUGCAGGGUCCGGAGGAUCUCAAGAUCCCCAUCGUCGAGCUUUACAUGAAGACCAUCGCGGCUUGUUUUCAAUACCUCACAAACCUUUCGACAGCUGAUAUAGAAGACAUUCAUGAUGUUGCGCAUCAUCUGGACUUGAAAGGAGUGAGUCCGUUGCUACACAGAGUGGUUAUGUUCGACGGAGACAUGGGCAAGAUGCCAGCCAACUCCCAUAUUAACGUGUUUGGAAGCUCUGAGGUGAUAAUACCUUUUUCCAUUUACGUCAACAACAUUUCAAACAACCCUUGCAUCAUACAGGAGCUUUUUGAUAACCCGAUGGCUGCCGGAUUGCUAAAGCAUUUCAUAGAUAAGUACGAUGUGUCUGAUCGGCAGACACUGGAGGCGUUUUCCGAGGUGGAUUAUUUGAAUAUGUCCAUUUCAUUCAAGGUGGUCACUCAUGAAGGAUUUCUUGCUUUUAGCAAGCAACUGGUCCAGCAAAAUGACGAAGAAGCUCACCAGGUGAUGUUCCAGCUGCUUAAGUUGGUACAGCUAUUGACGGCUUCGAAGGAGUGGGAUUGGGACAGCAACAAGCUCACGAUAGUGAUCACCUGGCUGUUGGAGAUUUACAGAAGUCUCUCUAGAGAGGCAACGCCGUUGCUGAGUGCUGAAGGCCUGACGGUAGCUGAGAAGGAGACUUUGUCAAAGAACCAGAAGUCUCUUCUUUGUGCACUUGACACCAUCGGCUCUCUUUGUCAAUACGAUCAUGUCAGGAAUUACCUCAACAGCUACAAGUUCCUCGAAGAGUUGAUUGCAUUUCUCCACAUUGUGCACAACAACACAGAAAGAAAGACGUUGAAGUCUUCAACUGACUCGGUCUCAGCAGGGAAAAAAGAAUACCCAAUGAUCAAGUCGGUUAUAAUAGAGAUUAUCACCUUUCUGAUAUACCAGAACUUUGAGAAUCAGGAAUUGGUUAGAAAUCUACAUGCUCUGGAGGUAGUCCUAUCCAAUUGUAACUUGGACAAGAACGAGCCUUUCGUCAAAGAACGUGCCAUUCUCUGCAUAAAGUACUUGCUUGAGAACAACCCAGGGAACCAGGAGUUCGUCCGCAAGAUGGAAGCCCAGAGAACUGUUAUAGACAAAGAGGAUGAGGCCAUAUUGGAGAGGACUGGCUUUGAAGUCGACAUCGUUGACGGAAACGUUCGUUUGAAAAGGAGUGAUAAGCUCCAAGAACUUGAGAGGAAGAACUAG